Molecule: messenger RNA, 777 nt
Organism: Glossina fuscipes
Lineage: Eukaryota; Metazoa; Arthropoda; Insecta; Diptera; Glossinidae
Product: protein lifeguard 1-like
Exons: 2
Coding region: 1-777 (258 amino acids)
Cellular component (GO): membrane
Source: RefSeq, a predicted model, not a curated record
AUGGAUAAAAGAAGCUCCUGGCCAUUGGAUCCACCUAAAGGGAAUGUUAAACGUUAUACACAACCUGUCGAGGUUAUAGAUCAUCCUGAAAGUCAAUUGCAGAAUUUGCUUUUUGACGAGCAAACGGUACGGCAAAAAUUUGUUCGAAAAGUUUAUAUGAUCUUAAUGGCUCAACUUUGUGUGACUUUGGCAUUUCUAUCUCUGUUCGUUUUUAAUGAUGACGUGAGCGGAUUUGUUUACGAUAAUCCUGCUCUAUUUUGGCUCGCGUUCAUUAUUUUAUUUAUCACUAUGCUAAUAAUGUUAUGCUUCGACGAUGCACGUCGUAAAACACCGAUAAAUUUCGUAUUCUUGGGUAUUUUUACUUUAGCCGAAUCGUUUAUGUUGGGCAUUAUUGCCAGUCAAUUCGCACCGGACGAAAUCUUCAUCGCUGUAACAAUUACGGCAAUUUUAUGUUUGGCCCUUAGCUUGUAUGCCGUACAAACGAAAGUAGACUAUACCGUAAUGGGUGGUAUAUUGUUAGUCUGUGUAUUGGCCCUAUUGAUAUUCGGCAUUGUGGUCAUAAUAUUCCCGGGUCGCGUAAUGAUUAUGGUUUACAGUUGCCUUGGCGCUUUACUAUUCAGCAUUUAUUUAGUAUACGAUACGCAACUAAUGAUGGGCGGUAAACACAAGUAUUCAUUGAAUCCUGAGGAGUAUGUGUUUGCGGCCUUAAAUCUAUAUCUCGAUGUUAUUAAUUUAUUUCUCUAUAUAUUAUCCAUGAUGGCAUCUUCGAGGCAUUAA